Cryptotermes secundus is the source of this 427-nucleotide messenger RNA. RefSeq names its product probable salivary secreted peptide. NCBI's taxonomy places the organism in Eukaryota, Metazoa, Arthropoda, Insecta, Blattodea, Kalotermitidae. The transcript has 2 exons. Bases 11 to 361 code for a protein of 116 amino acids. The record is from RefSeq and is a predicted model, not a curated record.
GGCUGUUAGGAUGCAGUUAAAGGUGGUGCUGGUGGUGGUUCUGCUGGCGCUGGUCCAGUUAGCAGCCCUGCACAACAAUCACAAUCUCGCAGUGGGAUGGAGAGAGUGCGGAGACAGACUGCUCUACCGAGAACGCGUGCAACAGAAAUUCAAGUUUCUGGGUACCAGGACGGCUUACCUGCACUACCCUUCAUUGGGGAUCAGUAACAGUACAAUUACCUACAUCCUGGCGCUCAAUGAAUCCAGAGGAGGGUACGCCAGUGUUUUGGGGGGAGGCGUAGGGCGCACAUAUGUGACCCUCCGUUUCAGGUCUGGGUUCAGUCGUGGCAUUAAGUUCGUCGUCGAGAUCUAUGGGAAAUGAAAUAGUAUAGAAGACAAGAAUAUCUGCAGUUUAUACCAUAUUGUUCCUCAUGUCUCAUUUCGCCUA